AUGGCGCCUAUCAAGAUCGGCCUCGUCGGUCUGAGUACAUCUUCAACAGCGACAAAUUGGGCGGUACUCGCACAUCUCCCAUACCUACAGUCAGAACAUGGAAAGAGCCUCUAUGAGAUCGUUGCUCUCUGCAAUUCUUCCGUUGAAAGCGCGAGAAAAUCGGUCAAACACUAUGGACUCGCUGAGUCUGUCAAGACUUACGGAUCACCUGAAGAUCUAGCUGCUGACCCGGAUGUCGAACUCGUCGUCUGCGUGGUGGGCGUGAAAGCCCAUUACAAUGUUUGCCUUCCCGCAGUCAAAGCAGGAAAGGAUGUGUAUACUGAGCUGCCAUUCGCGACGAAUAUCAAACAGAUGCAAGAACUCAAGGAUGAGGCUGAGAAGAAGGGUGUCAGGACCAUCAUGGGAUGUCAGGGUCAAGCACAUGAAGCUGUCCUUUUGAUCAAGAAGAUGAUAGCCGAAGGCAAGAUUGGCAAGCCUUUGAGUACGACUGUCGUGUCAUUUUCAGGUUUCCCUUUGGACAAGCCUUUACCACUGUCUUUUAGGAUGCUGGCAGAAAGAGAUGGUGGGGCCAAUUUUGCUACCAUAUGGUUCUUGCACAACAUAAAUUGUGUGCUGGAGGUUUUCGGCGAGCUGGAAGCUUUCAGUAGUGUGAUGGGAAUUGAUCACCCAACUGUCGAAAUCAUGGAUCCAGCCCAAAGUGGCACAAUAGUCGAGACCGUCAAGAAGGAAUGUCCGGACAACAUCCUUCUUCAAGGUCGAUUCGAAUCCGGAACUUUGAUAAGCUAUCAGAUGCGUGCAGGCAAAGCGUUUCCUGGCGAGCCCGGCUGUCGAUGGCUUAUCAACGGCGACAAAGGAGACAUCCUACUAACAAGUCCAAGAGGAUGUUUUGAUAUCGAGCACAUUGGUAUUGAGAUCAAGUACAGACAAGCAGGUCAAGAAGAGGCGGAGAUCAUUGCGCUGCCUGAAGAUGAGCUGAGUGGGCUCGAGCAACCGGCACAGAAUGUCGGACGCUUGUACGAUGCUUACGCGAAAGGAAAGACGAACAUGUAUGCGGAUUGGCGGGAUGCAUUGAAGAUACACAAAUUCAUCGACGAGCUGUUCAGGAGAGGUGACAGUAGCACACCUUUUGGAGAACCUGCUGCAUAUAGAUGGGAAUAG
Molecule: messenger RNA, 1158 nt
Organism: Aureobasidium melanogenum CBS 110374
Lineage: Eukaryota; Fungi; Ascomycota; Dothideomycetes; Dothideales; Saccotheciaceae
Product: NAD-binding Rossmann fold oxidoreductase family protein
Exons: 2
Coding region: 1-1158 (385 amino acids)
Molecular function (GO): nucleotide binding
Source: RefSeq, a predicted model, not a curated record